GUGCCUGCAAUUAUUUCAGAGCACGUUGUUGAUCCGAAGAAUACCAAAGGUUGUCAAACAAGUGGAGAAUGGAAUAUAUCAGACAUACAUACUGAGAAUAAUGAAUCGAGACAAAUAGACCCAAGUCGAUAUGAUGAAAGAGAUAAUGGAAGUAGAACGAAGAAGCCAUUUGAAACUAGCACAAAUUCAUGCAUCAAAACUUUAAAAGUCGAAGAAUAUGAAAAGUAUAGUCAAUCAGAAAUAUAUUUUGCAGAAGUUGGCGAAAAAGAUGAUGCUGAGCUAACUCUCGUUAUCCAUAGAACAUCCCGUACAAUUGAGGAAUUAUGUAUACCGGAACUUGAACGUGAGGACUACAGAGCAGAUGAACAGAUGAUUUCCUCCAGUAGUAGUGAAACCUAUGAUAAAUAUGAAUCUGACAAAAAACAAGAACCUUUUGAACCGGGAGAUCGACAAGAGGGAAAUCCUUCAGAGAAAGAGACAAAUGAAGAGAGAGAAUAUGAACCUUUUGAACAGGAAGAUCGACAAGAGGGUGAUCUUUCAGAAAAAGAGGCAGUUGAAGAGAGAGAAUAUGAAUCUUUGGAACCGCAAGAUCGACAAGAAGUGAAUCCUUCAGAAAAAGAGACAGUUGAAGAGAGAGAAUAUGAACCUUUGGAAUCGCAAGAUCGACAAGAGGUAAAUCCUACAGAAAAAGAGACAGUUGAAGAGAGAGAAUACGAGAAAUCACUUCUAUCAGAACUUGAAUUCGAAGAUGAUGAAGAGAAAAAAGUAAUCGUAAGUGAAUAUGUUGAAAAUGAAACGAGGAAAGCACAGAAAAUAUCCAAAACUGGCACAAAAUCAAGCAAAAAAUCGAAGAAACAAAAAAGAAAAAAUCGAUCGAAGAGAAAAUUGACCACGACCUCUAUUGAAGGGAACAUCGAAAGAAAAGACUUCAUAGUUGUAGAAAACUUAACUGCACAACAGAAAUUUCUCAAAGCAAGCAUUGCCUCAUGUAUGGAAUUCCUAACGCCUGAUGAUCUUCUGGAUGAUGAUUGUCCUGAAACGUUCAUUUUCAGUGAUGAUGAAAAAAACACUAGCGGAGGAUCCAGUACAGACACUGGCUCAGAAACGAUGGACUUGGACGACGAAAAUAUUAAUCCUCCAAUUAUGAAUCCCGAAAUUAAGUCCACGAGUACUGGAACCGAAAACAUUACUAAGAGAAGUAAGAGGGCAAAAAAAAACCGCAAAAACAAAACAAAAAAAAAAGGUGCUGAAGCGGACAAAUUGUUACACAAUAACGAAAACCAAAGUGACAAGGAAAACCAUCCACCUCAAACGAACAUAUCCGAAGGGGCUACGAAGUCAUAUGUGGUAUAUCUGAAAAACGAUGAACAUUUUGCUGAUGAUGAUCUGAAACAAUACUGUGAUGAAAGAGAUAGAGUACACGAAAUUUCUUGUUCCAGUACAGAAACAUCUUCAGAAACUUUAGAGUUCAUGAAUAAUGAUGAGGAUGCAUUCUCAGACACAAUCCUUGAAAGAAGUUUCAGAAGAAUUGACAAAAAAAGACCCAAAGAUGAAGAAAAUUUCGAACAACAAGUUUACAAAACUAGUACAAAACAAUGUAUAAAAACUAUUCCACGUGAAGAAUAUGACGAUGGUGCUAGAGGUGGAGACUGGAUUGUUGAUUCUGCAAAACAUAAAAAAGAAGAACGUAUCGAGUUUUUAUGGGUCGAGACUCCAUGUGGUCAAUUUAAAUGUUUGGUGGAUAAUUGUGGUUUCAUUUCAGAAUCUCAAGAUGAACAAGUGCAACACUUGGAUGAACACAAAGAUAUUUUUUACUAGUUGCCAUAUAGGUAACAUAUACUAAUUUUAUUGUUUUUAUUGUAUAUUUAAUGAUUAUUUGAAUUGUGAUGAGCCUUCAAUAUAUUUUGUAAUUUUUA
This is a messenger RNA of Leptinotarsa decemlineata (Colorado potato beetle), 1916 nucleotides long. RefSeq lists its product as uncharacterized. NCBI's taxonomy places the organism in Eukaryota, Metazoa, Arthropoda, Insecta, Coleoptera, Chrysomelidae. The record is from RefSeq and is a predicted model, not a curated record.